Thalassophryne amazonica is the source of this 2682-nucleotide messenger RNA. It is a transcript of the gene hcfc2, whose product is annotated as host cell factor C2. Gene Ontology annotation, cellular component: histone methyltransferase complex. Gene Ontology annotation, biological process: chromatin remodeling; regulation of DNA-templated transcription. Bases 74 to 2374 code for a protein of 766 amino acids. The record is from RefSeq and is a predicted model, not a curated record. Gene Ontology annotation, molecular function: protein binding; transcription coactivator activity. The transcript is spliced from 17 exons. NCBI's taxonomy places the organism in Eukaryota, Metazoa, Chordata, Actinopteri, Batrachoidiformes, Batrachoididae.
GGUUCUUUUAGCCCCGCCCACUUUUUUGAAACGUCAACAGCGCCAAACUCCCUUUUGUCCUCGGACUGGAAAAAUGGGCACCGACGAACCGCAGUGGAAGAAAAUCCAUUACGCUACAGGAGUAAUACCGCGGUCCAGACACGGGCACCGAGCAGCGGCCAUCCGGGAGCUGAUUGUCGUGUUCGGAGGAGGAAACGAAGGAAUAGCGGAGGAUCUCCAUGUUUACAACACCGUGUCAAAGCAGUGGUUUCUCCCUGCGGUGAGGGGCGACAUCCCUCCUGGCUGUGCUGCCCAUGGCUUCGUCAGUGAAGGGACUCGAAUUCUGGUUUUUGGCGGCAUGGUUGAAUUUGGAAAAUACACAAACAGCCUCUAUGAACUUCAGGCUAGUCGCUGGCUGUGGAAGAAGCUAAAACCAAGAGCACCCAGGAAUGCCGCACCUCCCUGCCCUCGGAUUGGUCACAGCUUCACCCUUGUUGGCAACAAAUGCUACCUGUUCGGAGGAAUGGCCAAUGAUAGUGAGGACCCCAACAGGAAUGUGCCACGGUACAUGAAUGACUUCUACGAACUGGAGUUGCAGUCGAUAUCUGGAGUGAGAGGAUGGAGUGUUCCCGAGACGAAGGGCGGUGGUCCGACAGAACGGGAGUCCCACACCACUGUAGCCUACACUAACCUAGGCUCUUCAAAGCUUUAUAUUUUUGGAGGAAUGCAAGGAUGCCGGUUAGACGACCUCUGGCAGCUUGAUCUUGACACAAUGAUGUGGUCAACACCUGAAACCAGUGGUUUUCAUCCCUUGCCCAGAAGCCUUCAUUCUGCUAAUGUCAUUGGAAACAAGAUGUACAUUUUUGGUGGCUGGAUUCCCAUUCCAGAGAUGGACAAACCAAAUGCCUUAGAAGCUGAAUGGAUUUGCACAAAUAACUUAAGUGUGCUCAACUUAGACACUAUGGUUUGGCAGAAUCUUGGCCCAGAACAGCAGGAUGAUGUCCAGUCCCAGCUGCAGAGCCAGGGUCCCCACAUUGAUGACCCUUAUGCCUCUAGGCCCCGAGCCAGGGCUGGUCAUUGUGCUGUUAGUGUUGGGUCCAGACUUUAUAUCUGGAGUGGGCGAGAUGGAUACAGAAAGAGUUGGAACUACCAGGUGUGCUGCAAGGACUUAUGGUAUCUAGAGACUGAGCGACCGAACACCCCACAGACUGUGUUCCUGAUCAAAUCCACAGUCAACAUGCUGCACGUGGCCUGGCGCCCCCUCCCCUCGGCAGACUGCUACGUCCUUCAGCUGCAGCCCAUGUGUCCUCAAAGUACUGCAGCCAAAGAGCCACAAAUCAAACAAUUCGAUCCAUCCGGUGCAGAGCAACAGGAGAUGGAUAAAAACAAAGCAGCUGUCCAGCACGUUCAAUCUCAAAGUGACAGCAGUGCUAAAAACGAAGCGGCAGCAUCAGCACAGGCUGGGCCAGUGGAGAAGGAAGCUCCAGAGAAAACAUGUAAUGGUUCUGCUGAGGACAAAGCAGAGGGAAUGAGGAGCUGUGGGCCAGAGGGAGAUUCAAACACAAGACGCAGCACUGCUGGACUGGAAACCUCUGAAAAAGACACCCCCAGAACAGAAAAACAGCCUGUCACAGCUGGUAAACCAAAAGAGUUCUCCAACCAGACAGAGCAGGUCAAGCAGAAUCAAGGAGCAGCACAGUGGUUUGACGUUGGUGUGUUCAAAGCACUCUUCUCUGAGGUCACUCACUAUUUGCUACCACCUGACAAUGACCAAACAACUACACCUGUUGGGAACCGGCCGCCAAACGCUAAAGAGCCCAUCCACCAGAAGAACCUGUCGGCGCUUCAGGACUACCAGGGUAGAGAGAAGCAGGAACUGGCUCCAGGACAGACCUACAGAUUCAGAGUUGCCGGAAUCAACUGCUUCGGCCAGGGAGAAUUCAGCUCAGUCAGUGAAUUCAAGACCUGCCAACCUGGCUUCCCUGGAGCGCCCUCUGCUGUAAAAAUUACCAAGGGAAAUGAUUCAGUCCAAAUCACGUGGGAGGCUCCGUCAUCCCCAUCGGGCCGGAUCCUGGAGUAUUCCAUGUACAUGGCAGUGAAGAAGAGCCGCUCCACCAACUCAGAACGUCCAGGUCAGAUGGCCUUCAUCCGAAUUUACCGCGGCACCAAGACAUCCUGCUCAGUUGGCUACGACCAACUGGAGAACGCGCACAUAGACUCUUCCGCCUCCAACCGGCCUGCCGUCGUUUUCCGCAUUGCUGCCAAGAAUGAGCUGGGUUACGGCCCGGCAACGCAGAUUCGCUGGAUUCAAGAUCCCACUAAAAUGCGAGCGUCUGCAUCCAGGGUAGACAGCGGCGCUGAGGCUGACCAGGAUGCUGCAGACAGCUCGAGCUGAAGAUUUGUGGAAAGAAUACAAAAUCUGCACUCAGGAAUCUGACUCCUACAUCUCUAAGAUAUUUUUAAUUUAUUUUUUAUGUAUUUAAUUGUUGUUGUACAUGUUCUCUCACUGGAUUUUUGCUGACACAAAUAUUUUAUUAACAGUAAAAUGUGACAUGAUGUCAGAAAUGGAGUGAGAUAUUUAAACUUCAGCUGUCACUGAUGCUUUUAUAUUUUGUAGAUUUGAAUGAAAAAUAUUUUUUUAAUGAACAAGUUUUAAUGUAACAAAACUAAGGUUAUUAAAUAACUACCAGUGUCUUGAUUUCA